Molecule: messenger RNA, 329 nt
Organism: Acanthocheilonema viteae
Lineage: Eukaryota; Metazoa; Nematoda; Chromadorea; Rhabditida; Onchocercidae
Source: the annotation of a GenBank genome assembly
GUGAUUUUGCGGUCUUAAUCGAAUCCGGUCUUUCUAUUCCUCGAGCGAUGUUCUUGAAUUUUCUUUCAUCUCUAACCGCUUAUGCGGGAUUAUUUGUUGGUUUAGCGGCAAUUAGUGUGGACAGUGCUGUGGAAAUAUUGCUUGCCAUAACGGCCGGAAUGUUUCUGUACGUUGCUUGGCUCGAUAUGUUGGUACAUUUGAAAAAAGAAUCCGCGUCGACGAAUGAUAAAUGGUAUAUUACACUGUCGCUUCAAAAUAUCGGCUUUAUCACGGGAUUCUUAAUUAUGUUCGCAAUUGGGUGGUAUGAAGAAGCUCUCGGAUCACUUUAG